Messenger RNA from Sebastes umbrosus (honeycomb rockfish), 4332 nucleotides. RefSeq names its product major facilitator superfamily domain containing 12b (gene mfsd12b). The coding region runs from base 2480 to 4006 and encodes 508 amino acids. The transcript is spliced from 9 exons. Gene Ontology annotation, molecular function: symporter activity. Gene Ontology annotation, biological process: carbohydrate transport. Gene Ontology annotation, cellular component: membrane. Lineage: Eukaryota; Metazoa; Chordata; Actinopteri; Perciformes; Sebastidae. The record is from RefSeq and is a predicted model, not a curated record.
AAAACACGUCACAACUCGUGUACUCGGAGCUUUCAGAAACUUUCCACUUACCAGGUCCUGAAUACCACAAGAGAGGAGCGUUCAUAUGGACUCAGUAAACACGAUCUCAUUUGAAGGCACCAAUUGGCCCCACAUCAUCAGAUGUAUUGUGUUGUCCGACUCACAGUCCAAAACACUAAAAUAUUAAAUUUACUAUACUGUAAGACCAUGAAAAGUUCUCACAUUUGAAAUCCUGGAACCAUCAAAUGUUUGGCAUUUUUGCCUAAAAAUUAUGAAUGGAUUAACAGAAUAGUUGCUGAUUAAUUUUCUUUUGAUCGACUAUAAUCGUUGCAGCUCUAGUUUCCUGCAUCUCUUCGGUCAUUUCUUUCAUGUGUGUUCUUUGUCUCCUGGCCAAGAUGAGGUGUUUGUCUGGCUCGGUGCUCUGUCUGCGUUCAGGAUCGUUUUAAAUCUCCCCCAAAGUUUGUAGCUCAUCAGAGAUUACAACUUUUAUGGCCUUCUUUUAUUUAAAGGACUACUCCAGCGAUUUUAAUACUGCACUUGCAUAAAGUUGGGUGACUCACGAGAGAAGUGGUCUAGAUCGACGCAGCAGGAGCCAAGAUAUCCUGACUAGUAUACAUCAAACUGGCAAUACGUCAUCCAGAGCAGGCUCGCAUGACCACGCCCCCUUUUGGGAAAAGCAAUCCUGUGUCCGUCAUAGACGGCAACAGAAUAAACAAAAGUCUCAAAACUUCUACUUUAAACAAACCGGUAAUAGUAAUAACACUGUGCCCAAGAGUUUCUGUGAAGUUGUUUGCACCAACAAUACAUCCAAAAACGCUGAUCUCUGAUUUGUUCCCCUGCCAUGUCCUAAAAAAAGUUAUAAUAGAGGGGCUUUAUGGCAGCCUUGACUUCUUGCGAAGUACCCGUAUGUGCCGGUUUGAUGUAUUGGUUAAAUUCCCAAAACUCUGGAUCCUACAUUUCCCAUAAUGCAACUGGUUAGUGUCUUUCAUUAGAUAUUUCCUGCCCCCUCCUUUAAACCCCCACAGGCCCAGUUUGUAACGCAGGCCUUCUGUGAGAAAACUGUGUCAAGCCCAGAAGGAGACGACCCUGAUGACAUCAUCAGGGUUAUUUUUUCUCAGACUUUAGCUUCCCGCAGAGCUGAAUAACUGAACUCCGUGUGUAAAAUCAGUGGAGUGUCCCUUUAAAAACACCACUUGAGCCUCAUUAUUAUGGUUUAUUAAAGGUGCUAUUGAUAACAUUCAGCCAUUAGAUGUCGCAUUCACUUCACAACAAGUCGUUGCCAGGCACUUACCGUCAAUCUCAUACAUUUAUCUGUUUUUUCCAGACUAACUGAAGACCCAGAGACACCACGUGAUAUCAGCGUCCCUUUACUAUUGGCUCACAAGCCUUGUUAGAAGAAGAUAAACAAAACAUUAAUUUUGGAUCCGCCAUAAUUUUUAAAAUGAUUAAUUCACAAAAAAAACGUAUUUAAAUUUUUUUUUUUCAAGAAAUGACAUAGGCUACUUUUAUUCGGCACCUUUCUAAAGGCUCUGUGGAUGUAUAAUUUUUUUUUUUUAAAUAUUCGUCUACAUAAAAAUGUUAUCAAUAAGACCUUUAAAGUUUAACUUUGGAUUUUAAGAUUACACUGACUGACCAGUGAUGUCACCGCUGUGUGAUGAGAAGGAUGACCACCAUAUAUACUGUAUCAUGUGUCAUGAAAGUGACAUUUAGGUUUGUUUUCCACUUGAAACUUGUACAAAAGGGCAAUAUUACAAAUCCAUCCUGAUGGAGAGAAAACAAAUACUUUGACAUCAGAGGCCAGUUGAGGUGCUAAAUGUCAAUUUCAACAUGAUUCACCCAAACACAACUGCAAUGGAAAGCAAUACAUGAAAGCUUUUCUCAUCUGACAUUUUUGCUUGCACUCAGCUUCAGCUUUUUACCUGUCUACAUUACAAACCCAGAUGAUUUGAAGUUAUGAAGGAGAGAUGAAUGUGUGUUUGUAUGAGAAUGACUUAGAGGACUAUAAAGUGCUUGAAUCACUAUGUGAACAACAGAAAAGAGGAAUCAUAUUGUAACGAAGCCACUCAUAUAACCAAGGGCUUGGUUAUUGACUAAUUUACACCGGAGGCGUGUACAUUGCAGAGCUGUAUAAUAACUUUAAAGACAAACCAGUCCAGAUGCUCACGAGGAUAUGGCUGUGCAGUAACAGAAGUGCUGCUGAUGGCUCACAAAAGCUUUUGUUGGCGCAUUAAAUUAUUCCACUGACCAGCGUGGGGACCCAGCUUUGGCAUAAUCCAUUUUAUUGCGUUUUAUUAUAUGAUUUGAUAAUUAAGUUUUUUUUCGUUUUUUUUUGUUGGAGAUGCUCAGACCAAGGUUGAACUGUGUUUUUUUUGCUCAACGUCUGUUAGUGUAACUAUUUGCAUUAUGUAUUUGUAAAUAUGACAACGACAGAUCUCUAAUUGUGAAUAAAGGAAGUUUUAUCACAGGAAGUGAAAUAUCAAUGAUGGAGCAGUUUGUUCCUGCUGCUGCUGCUGCUGGUGGUCGCUCUCUGUCAGUCUGCAGACGCUUCUGUUUCUCAGUGGGACACUUCCUCAACGACCUUUGCGCCUCCAUGUGGUUCACCUACAUGCUGGUCUACCUGCACAAAGUGCUCGGUUUAAAGAGCAGCUAUGCAGGUGUGAUUCUGCUGAUGGGUCAGAUAGAGGACGGAGUCUUCACGCUGCUGGUCGGGUAUGAAUCCGACAGAACAAGCUGCAGCUACGGCAAGAGAAAGACAUGGCACCUGAUGGGUGAGUACCUGACUAACCAAUUAGGCAUACACAAGGAUUUCCACUCAAGUUUCUCCUACGAGGAAUCUCUGAUGCUGAAUUUCACUGUUGUGGAACAUACAGAACCCUGCAAGUUACUGUUUGAUUGUUUUAGUCAUAUCCUUCCUUAUAGGUAUGCCUGCACUAACGUGGCCAAUAUCACCUUGUACGCUGUGGCCUGGCUGCUCUUUCACUUCCAGUCUGAUGACAUUGUGGACCCCUCCGUCGCAGACAACCUGGGCCCGGUGGACAUCCCUCUGUUCAGGACACUGGCCCUCGUUAUGCUGGGAAUUGGAUCUGUAUUCUCCCUGAUAUUCCACGUUGGCACAAAAGAGGACGUGUCGGCCUCAAAUGGUGAGACUCAGCCGAUCACAUCUUCCUCCUCGCAGCCUCGUCCUGUGUUUCAGUGGAAGCAUUGGCUAAAAGAGCCCUCCUACUACCAGAUGGCUUUCCUGUAUAUGUUCACCAGACAAAUAGUGAACUUAUCUCAGACCUACAUCUCAGUUUACCUCAUCAACUCACUGAUGCUACCAAAGAACUUCAUUGCCAUCAUUCCUCUGGUGAUGUGUGUCAGCGGCUUUGUUUGCUCUCUUGUCAUGAAACCAGUCAGCAAGCUCAUAGGCAUCAUUGAUUUAUUAACAAGAAAAUAUGGAAAAGACAAAAUAUCAAGUCCUAAACUGAGGCAGCAAAACCAGCAGUCCCCGCACCAGAAGGCUCUCCCUUCUGCUGUUGGCAUAGGAGCUUUUAAGCACUUCCUUCCCAACCUCGUUGAAAUUGGGUUGGCUUUUCAGAUAGAUUUCAUUCCUUUGUGCUUUGCUGUAGCGACUAUAGUAAUCUCUGAUCUCUGCCUUGUUUGGCAGCAAAGUGGAGCCUUUGUUUAUGGAUCGAUGAGCCUCAUAGACAAGGUGGCUAGUGGCGUGGGGAUCUUCCUCAUCCAGAGCAUACGGCCAGGCAGCACAGAGGCCUGCUGCCUAGGCUGUGUUUGGUUUUAUCGUGUCGUCAUGGUGACGGUAACCGGGGCCAUGGCCGUGCCUGCAGGACUUUUGCUGAUCAGUGCUAUAAUCUGGCCAGUCAGGAUACGGAAAGUUAGGGUUCAAAAUCUGCACUGCACUCAAUGGUACACAGAAAACAGCCACUCAUGUCAGAGAUGUAAUAAUUGCUAUGUUAGAGGCAGCUGUGUUGUGGAAUUUUCUUUAGAUUUGUUGCCUUUUUCUGUGUAAAUCCACUAUUAUAUUACUAUUCCAGCUGGAUACCGUGCACAUUUGUACUCACAAAUCUUUUGACAUAAUUUACUUUAAUUAUUUUUUCUGAAUAUUUUGAGGUUUGGAAAGGAAAGCUUUUGUUGUUGUAUAGUGCAGAGGAUAAAGUCAUGCUACCACCUAGUGUAUGAAUCUGUAACUACACUGCUUUAUCGUAGGUUUUUAAAACUGACAAUUAUAUUAUAUUUUCUUUCAUUCGUUUUAGCUCAAUUCUUGAAUGAGAAUAAUUUUUUUCAAAACAACAGGCUCGAAUCCCUGAACAAUUAGUUUGUUGAUCACAACAGAUU